Cavia porcellus (domestic guinea pig) is the source of this 6973-nucleotide messenger RNA. RefSeq names its product coiled-coil domain containing 141 (gene Ccdc141). The record is from RefSeq and is a predicted model, not a curated record. Bases 318 to 4910 code for a protein of 1530 amino acids. Gene Ontology annotation, molecular function: protein binding. NCBI's taxonomy places the organism in Eukaryota, Metazoa, Chordata, Mammalia, Rodentia, Caviidae. The transcript has 25 exons.
UAGCAACAGAAAGGAGAAACAAAAGAAAUCCAGUUUCUCAAAAUCGAGUUGACUAAAACUCCUGUCUUUUCGUAACCAUUGCCUGUCUUCUGGAGCCCAAUUCUCAGGAUGCUUCGUUACAUCAGGAGGAGCUGUAUCAGAGAGAAAACUCUGUUUCGCUGGACCCUAAACAUGCAGCUCAACACAGAGUAAUCAGUGCGAGCAGAGCUCUUUCCCUGAAUGAAUCCAAGUAACCCUGCUGGUUGCCUUUUGAAAUGACCAGCAGACUCUCUUCGGUGUAGAGGCUGCCCCAGGUAAAACUCUCCUUCUGAGAGACCAUGUCCGUCCCAGGAAAUCUUGGUGCAGAGCUUUCCACUACAACUGUCUGCUCAGUAGCCGUGCAGGCUGGAGACUCCAAAAUAGUGAUAGCUGUCAUAAAGUGUGGCAAAUGGGUACAAUUUCAGCUGGCUGAGUCACAGCCCAAUCUUCUGGAAAUUGGGGGCAGUCAAGAUGAAACCAAAAAACUGCUUCAUGACCAUGAACUUCUUUUGGCCAAGCUCAAGGCUUUGGAAGACCGGGUGUGGGAACUCCUGCAGGAAGCGGACAAGACUGCAGAAGAGAACAAGGAUCAGAGUCAGGUCUACGAUGCCAUGGCCCAGACCCUGGGUGACGCGUGGGCAGCGCUGGUCUCCAUGCUUGAAAGAAGAAGGGAGCUCCUUAGGUUAACCUCUGAAUUUUUUGACUAUGCCUUGGAGUUUGCUAUCAAAAUAGAUCAAGCUGAAGAUUUCCUCCAGAAUCCUCCUGAGUUUGAGAGUGCUGAGGCCUUAAAAUUACUUCUUCACCUUCAUGAGCAUCACACCAAAGAACUCCUAGAACGAUCUCUAGCCCUUUUAAAUAAAAGUCAACAACUCACUGACUUCAUAGAACAGUUCAAGUGUGAUGGGCCUUACGUGAAUUCUGAGCUGGUUCAGGGAGCUCGGAGCAGUUGUCUGAAGAUUGACAGCCUCCUUGAACUUCUGCAAGACCGGAGAAGGCAGCUGGACAAGCACCUGCAGCAGCAGCGGCAAGAAUUGGCUCAUGUUCUACACAUGUGUCUGUGGAACCAACAAGAAGACCAGGUUACUUGUUGGUUUCAGAAAACGAUGAGAGAUUUGCAAGAGCAAAGUCUAGGUGUAUCACUUUCAGACAAUGAAGAACUGAUUUCUAAACAUGAGAAAUUGAUAAUGAAAGCAAAGGAAUGGAAUUCCACUGUGGAGGAGCUGAAGGGCAAGGCCCUGGCACUUCUGCUGUCAAAGGACUGUGUGGAGAGAGAACAGCUACAGCUCUCUAACCAGAAACUGAAUCGGCUUCAAGAUGAGCUUGGGCAACUCAUAAUGGACAGGAAGAUCCAGUUACAAAAGGCAAAUGACUUUUUUAGCAGUGCUAACAAGGCAUUUGAUGUACUUGGAAGAAUUGAAGCUUACCUUAAGCUCCUUAAAUCAGAGGGUUUAAGUCUGCCUGACUUGGCAGCGAGGCAUGAGGAAUUACACAGAGAAAUUAAAGAGUGCGCAGCUGAUGCUUUGCAAAAGGGACAAACCUUAAUCAGCCAGGUAGACUCCUGCAGCCCUCUGGUGAGCGGCGUCCAGGAGAUGAUGGGUUGCGUGCAGAGACGCGUGGACCACCUCGCCAAACAGUGUUCAGCGCGGGAGGAAUUAGCUUUCAGGAAGCAGCAAUUAACAGCCUCGGUGGAGGGCUACCUCAACAAGGUGGAAAUGUCAAUUCAGAAAAUCAGUUCAGUACUUUCCAGUGCAAUGGAUGUUGGUUCCAGCCUAUUUGAAACAGAGAAGCUUCUAAAUAAAUACUUGGAUCUAGAUAGCCAAGCCAAGGAGACAUCGCAAGCAUUACAGGCAGCUACAAAAAUCAUGACAGAGAACAAUGAAUUUGAACCUGAGGAAGUGGCAUCACUUUCCUUUAAAGCUAAAUGGCUGGAAGAAGAAUUAAACAUACUUAGUGAAAGCAUCAGUUCCAGGUCACAAGUCCUGCAAACCUAUGUGGCGUUUCUAAAGUCAUCAGAGGAGGUAGAGGAGCAGUUUCAGAGCCUAAAGAAAUUUUAUCAAACCAAAAUCCCUCGGAAAGAAGAGGAUGAUGCUAAAGCCCAGUUUUGGUCUGGCUCAGCUGAGAAGCAGUGGCAGCUAUUUUUAAAGAAAAGUUUUUUAUCCCAAGACCUGGGGAUCAAGUUCCUUAAUUUAAUACAAAUGGUAAAAAAGAGCGAGAUAACAAAUGGGGAAAAUGAAGCCCACAUUAUGGAGAGCACCCUGGAAAACCAGAAGGCUGAGCGGGCAGAGCUCAGCCACCUUCGGGUUGCAUGGCAGCUUGAAGCUACCUCACGUGAGCCCAUGAAGCAGCGGUGGGGAGCAUUCAAAGAGCAGCUUAAGAAGACUUCUCACAACUUAAAGCUUCUUCAGGAAGUACUCAUGCCUGUGUCCGCCCUUGACCUUGGAGGAAGCCUCCAGACCAUUGCAGAUCUGCAGAAAAAAUGGACUGAAAUGAGGCCACAGUUCCAGCAACUGCAUGAUGAGGUUCAGUACAUUGUGAAAGAAUCACAAGGGCUAAGUGACAAAGGAGCCCCUGUGAAAGAGAAAUCUCAACAGCUCAAAGAUAUUAUUCACCUCCAUCAGAAACAGACAGAGAGAAUCCAGGAUUAUGAGAAUGUCCUAUACAAACUAGUCCAGUUCCACCAGGUUAAGGAGGAGCUGGGACGUCUUACCAAAUCCAAAGAACUGGAGUUUCAAGACCAGCUGAAGGAACUGAGCGAUGCCCAUGAGGCCCAGAUUCAUCUUGGUCGCUCUCAGGAAAAGCAGGCACACGUAGAGCGUCUCCAGGAACUGGCCUUUUCCUUAGGAGUGGACAUCAUCUCAUCAGCACAGCAGCCCAACUGCUCUAAUAUUUCUGCGAAGAACUUGCAGCAGCAGCUGGAGGCCCUUGAGGUGGACCACAUGAACUGGCGUGCAAGAGCCAAGGAGCAUGAGCAAGCCUGGUCCCUCAGCUUGGAGUUCUGUGCUACAGGAGCUGAGAUAAAUGAGCUCAAAGAGUCAUUCAAAGAUAUCAAAAAGAAAUUCAACAAUUUGAAGUUUAAUUAUACUAAGAAAAAUGAAAAAGCUCGAAAUCUGAAGGCUCUUAAAUAUCACAUCCAGCAAGUUGAUAUGUAUGCUGAAAAAAUGCAGGCUUUGAGAAGAAAAAUGGAAAAACUUAGUAGUAAAACUUCUGAUUCUUUCUUAAAUUAUCCAAGUAAUAAAGUUAAUGUCAUUUUGGAAGCCAUGAAAGAUUUGCAAAAACAUGUGAAUGACUUUGACAAAGUUGUCACAGACUACAAGACAAAUUUGGACCUGACCGAACAUCUCCAGGAAUUAAUAGAAGAGUGUUACUUUUGGUAUGAAGAUGCAAGUGCUACCAUUGUACGAGUUGGAAAAUAUUCCAUGGAGUGCAAAACCACAGAAGCUGUGGAAAUUCUCCACCAGCAGUUCAAUAAGUUUAUUGCACCGUCAGUGCCUCAGCAAGAAGAAAGGAUUCAGGAGGUCACGGACCUGGCUCGGCGCUUAUAUGGUAUGGAAGAAGGAAAGAAAUACACUGAGAAAAUAGUGGCAAAGCACAAGGAGAUUCUUGAGUCUAUUACUGAAUUAUGUGGGUCUCUCACAGAACUGGAAGAAAAACUGAAGCAGGGAGAUGCUCUAAAGAUGAAUCCAAGUCUGGAAGACUUUCACAGCAACUGUAUUGACCUAAUAACGGAACCAUUAAGAAAUAAGCAGAAAGUAUUCAAUGAAGAAAUCAAUAAGGGACAAAUGCAGGGGGCAGACAUUUUGGCCAUCAGUGAGACAGGCGAAGAUGGACUUCCACGGAAGCCGAGCCGACUGUCCUCUGCCAAAGAGGGUAGCGUCCAGGGCUUGCUGCUGCCUGAAGACGUGCUAUCAGGAGAAGAAUCUGAGUGUGUCUCUCCUGACGACAUCUCCUUGCCUCCUCUCCCUGAAAGCCCUGAGUCUCCCCUUACACUGUCAUCAGACAUGGAGGUGGAAGAGGCCCCCAGCCCCUCAGCCUCCAGCCUUCCCAUGAGCAGCUCCAACAUGCAGUCCAAGACCUGCGGCCCAGGGGAAGCCCAGGAGUCUGUUCUUCUAACACCUGUCACUUUUGCUAAUGCAUACAAUAAGAGAGAAACAUUUUCAAGUCAUUUUGAGAGACCUCAAGCCCAAUUCAAAGCUGAGCCCCCGUUAACCUCUGGAGGAUUUCUGGAAAGCAGCACUGCCUUCCUCAAAAUCAGUGCUAAGCAGCCAGAGAGCAUGCCGAGUGAUGUGCAUGACAGAGCUUUACAGAAGCACGCGCAGGAAAGUUUGCUAGAAACACAGGAGAAAAUGCAUGGCCUUGGUAGCAGCACUAAAACCCAAGAUAGGCUGCAUGCUUCCUCUGAUGUGUUCCAAGGCCUCGGCUUUCAACCAGGCACCAGCCCAGGCUUGCAGAGGCAAAUGGUUCCCGGAGAAGAGGCGAAAAGCACAUCAGCAAAGAGCAACAUGGUCAGCCUAGCUGGCCAGGCACCUCAUUUCUCUAGGCUCCUGUCCAAUGUAACAGUCACGGAAGGUUCUCCAGUGACUUUGGAAGUUGAAGUAACGGGAUUUCCAGAACCUACACUAACAUGGUACAGGAAGGGCCAGCAGUUGUCUGCAGAUGGGCACUUUCAGGUUUUACACAAGGAGACAAAGCAUUCGGUGUUCAUUCCGAAGGUACGUGAGGCGGAUGCAGGCCUCUAUGUGGCACGGGCCCAAAAUUCUAGUGGCACUGUCUCUUCCAGUGUCAUCCUCCACGUGACAGGUAACGUCGGGCCACCCAUCACAAGAAUCAACUGGAUAAUGCUGUGUGUCAUCUAUGUUAGUGUGUCCCUGAUGUACUGGCUACUCACACAGUAACUGGUAUUGGCAUCAAGGGACAUCAUUCUUUGAGCCUCGGGGAUGACAGAGUUGUUUACUCUUUGGAACCUCCAAGAGAGCAGCCCCUACAAAGGUGUCUCUGCUCUGGCCAUCUUGCUUGCUUGGCUAAUACAACUUACAAGGUGAAAAAAUGCCGCAUCUUCUUCAACUGGUUACACCGAGGAACUUCAACUGGUAUUUGAGGAAGUUGGUAAGUUAGGUGCUGUGGAUAAGGAUAUAUUUUUGUGCUCUAGAAAGAUGUAUUCACUGUAGUAUGCAGCAAAAUUAUACUAUGCUUUUUCCGUCCUCAUCAAAGGACAGGCAGAUGAGUGAUGACAUUGGACAGAGAUGUGAGCUAAUUUGCAUUUCCAGUUGUUUGAUAAUUUAUUCUUAAUUGUACUCAUAAACUUUUUUUCAGUGCAUAGCAGUAGAACUAUUGAGCUGCAGUUGUGACUGUCAACAUUGCAUUAGCUGUCCUAUUUUUCAUGGGUUGAUCUCAUCUCUUGAAGUAUAUUCUGUGUAAUUUCAACAUGGACUACAUUCCUAAGUCUGAGAAUGUCAUUGUAAAUAGUCCUUCCUCAUGCUGAUUUCACAAACUUGACACUGGAGAAUAGAUGUGCUACUAACUGUAAAUGAGGUUUCAAUUUUCCAUCGGAUCCACACUUUAUAGAUCAACAUGAAAUAGGAGUUGCAGGAAUGGACCAACAUUAUACCUGUCAUUCCAUUGGUGUGUUUUUUGUGUCCAUGUAGACAAAUGUAAUCAGCUCCUCCUGCCUCUUAUGUCCAUUAUGCUGCUGACCACUUUCAGAGUAUGUAGUAAAGCAUCUCAUUGCCUCAGAUUCCCAUCUGAACAAUGGGUGCAUUGUCUACCUCUUGGAAAAUUACAAUUUUUCAUUUCAUGUCUUGUAAAGAUCUAGAAAAUAGAAAACAUUCUACAAAGGUUAAAAGUGACUGUAUUGUUUAAUUUGUCAUCACACUGGCCUACUGCCCACUGUUACUCUUUCAGAUAGUGUUUCUUUAGAAUAUUAAACUGAAAGAGUGCCAUUCAUGUACAACUUGCAACUGUUCGCAGAAGGGAAAAUGAUCUUAAAAAUAGGAGAUAAAUUCCUUUCUCAUUUCUUACACUUGUAUCCUUUUCAAAGACUUGAAAUUAAACUCAGGAAGACACAUUUAGAAUGUUGUAGAUUAAGUAUGUAAUAAGAUAGUAAAGGUGAAUUCUGGCAUUUUUACAAAUACCAUUAUAAUGCUGAAAACUGAUAUAUUCCUUUUUAAAAUGCACUAUUUCCUUUGAAAGAUCAUUUUUCAACUUUGUUAAAUAAGUGAGGUAUUUGUUUUUUAAUAUUUGAAUGUAGUCUGUCAUGGUAGGACAAAAUCUUUAGUUGAAAAAAUAAUUCAUCACAGAUUUUUGAUGAGGGGAAUUAAUUAUGUUGCUAGCAGAUUGUCUACAAAUAAUCACAAUAUUUAAAUGUAAUAUAUUCAAGUUGAUAUUAAAAAGUUACGGAGUGCUAUCUGAUGAUAUGAAUGUCUAGUCAAGUAUAAAGUUGGCAUCGUAGCUUGUACUGCAUAUUCAAUUUAUUUAGAAAAUUAAAACUCUUAAUUUUUUUCCAAAUUUUGUCAAAGCCUGUUAAAUGCUUAUAUAUGUCUUUUACCACUCCUAUCAUUGUUAUCCAAUUUUAAGUGUCUGUGUAUUUUAUCUAACUAUUAUUGCCCAUGUGGAAACUAAGGAGUAAAACCUAUUCAUAUCUAUAAGAGGGAGGAGGACAAGGUAACAAAUUCUCUCUCUUCACACUUUCAAUCUCUUGUUUAUUUGGUGGGAUUUUUAAUUUUUAUUCACAUGAUCAAUUUUGAGUACAGGAAUUUGUAAGGCAGAGAAAUCACUUGUUGGUUUUAUCUGCUGUACUCCAGUUAAUGUUAAUCGUUUGGGGAACAGGGUAAGCUAUAAAUCCAUCCUAAAUGUCUGACCAUAUCACACAUGUCAAAUAUGUGGGUAAGUUUGCAUAUGUAAGUUGAGCUCCAAUACUGAGAGAAGAGUCUUAUGCUGAUAUUAAAACAUACUUAUUCUA